UAAUGGCCGACCGUCCUCAGCCACACCAGAUUCAAGUGCGCCCGGCACAGCCACGAUUUGACGUCGGAGACUACAAAGGCAUGCAGUCUCAGCAACACCAAGGCCCAUCGACCGGCAAGAUCCUCGCUGUGAUAACUCUCCUUCCCGUCGGUGGAACCCUUCUUUGUUUGGCUGGACUCACACUCAUGGGCACCGUCAUCGCCCUUCUUUGUGCCGCGCCUCUCUUCCUUGUCUUCAGCCCUGUUCUUGUCCCUGCUGCCAUUGUCUUAGGCCUUGCCGUUACGGCGUUCAUCACAUCAGGGGCUUUUGGUCUCACUGGACUCUCGUCGCUGUCUUGGGUCACAAAUUUCCUCCGAAGGGCAACUGGAACGGUACCCGAGCAGCUGGACUCGGCCAAGAGGCGCAUGGCGGACAUGGGGGAGUAUUUGGGACAGAAAACGAAGGAGAUGGGUCAAGAUGUCCAGCAUAAGGCUCAGGAAACAAAGAGGACUACGGAGACCCGUUGA
Molecule: messenger RNA, 506 nt
Organism: Argentina anserina (silverweed cinquefoil)
Lineage: Eukaryota; Viridiplantae; Streptophyta; Magnoliopsida; Rosales; Rosaceae
Product: oleosin Ara h 10.0102
Exons: 1
Coding region: 3-506 (167 amino acids)
Biological process (GO): seed oilbody biogenesis; response to freezing; lipid storage
Cellular component (GO): membrane; monolayer-surrounded lipid storage body
Source: RefSeq, a predicted model, not a curated record